This is a messenger RNA of Cordyceps fumosorosea ARSEF 2679, 1530 nucleotides long. Its product is annotated as Major facilitator superfamily domain, general substrate transporter. Gene Ontology annotation, molecular function: carboxylic acid transmembrane transporter activity. The coding region runs from base 1 to 1530 and encodes 509 amino acids. The transcript has 5 exons. Lineage: Eukaryota; Fungi; Ascomycota; Sordariomycetes; Hypocreales; Cordycipitaceae. Gene Ontology annotation, biological process: transmembrane transport; carboxylic acid transport. The record is from RefSeq and is a predicted model, not a curated record. Gene Ontology annotation, cellular component: plasma membrane.
AUGGCUGAGAUUCAAUCUUCCAAGGACGUCGUCCCCCCCGUCGACUCGGGCGACCACCACCCCGAGGAUCUGCAGAAGCACACCGUCGAGGACGCCCUCGAGCGCAAGUCCUUCUUCCAGGCCGCCCUGCCCGUCUUUGCCUGCGGCGCCGGUCUCUUCUCCGAUGGCUACAUCAACAACGUCAUCGGCUCGGUCAACACCGCGCUGUCGAGGCAGUACGGCGCCACCUUUGACGACUCGCGCGCCAAGGGCGUCGUCGCCAGCGUCGCCUUCGCCGGCACCGUCCUCGGCCAGCUCGUCUUCGGCUUCACCUCGGACCACUGGUCGCGCUCGCACUCCCUCGUCACCUCCACCGCCAUCCUCAUCGUCUUCACCGCCCUCGCUGCCGGCUCCUACUGGCACGGCGACGCCGUCGGCAUGUUCAACAUGCUGGCUGCCUGGCGCUUCUUUGUCGGCAUCGGAAUCGGAGGCGAGUAUCCCGCUGGUAGUGUUGGCUGUGCCGAGUCCACCGGGGAGCUCAAGCGCGGCACCCGCAACCGCUGGUUCAUCCUCUUCACCAACUCCAUGAUCGACGUCGGCUUCGUCAUCGGCGCCUUCAUCCCUUACGUCGUAGCUGCCGCCACCCACAACGGCCACUACGAGACCAUCUGGCGUACCAGCCUGGGCAUUGGUGUCGUCUUCCCACUCAUCUUGUUUGUCCUCCGUCUUCGCCUGAAAGAGCCCGAGGAGUUUGCCAAAGAGUCUAUGCGUCGCGCUACUCCGUACUCCCUGGUACUCAAAUAUUACUGGUUCAGACUGGCCGCCGUCUCCGUCAUCUGGUUCCUCUACGACUUCUCCUCGUAUGCCUUUGGAAUCUACUCGUCUGACAUUCUCAGCUCCAUCUACCCUAAAGGCUCUCCUCUCACGACUAUUUUCGGCUGGAACACUGUCAUCAACCUGUUCUACAUUCCUGGCACCAUCCUUGGUGCCUUUGUUAGCGAUUGGAUCGGGCCCAAGUACGCGCUCAUCUUUGGCGUGUCCGCGCAGGCAGUCGUCGGCUACAUCAUGGCCGGCGUCUACAGCUCCAUCUCCAAGCACGUCGCCGCCUUCGCCGUCGUCUACGGCAUCUUCCAGGCCCUCGGCGAGCUCGGCCCCGGCAACAACAUCGGUCUCCUGGCCGCCAAGACGUGCGCCACCGGCGUCCGCGGUCGCUACUACGGCAUCGCCGCCGCCAUUGGCAAGAUUGGCGCGUUCGUCGGCACGUACGCCUUCCCUGCGAUCGAGAAGGCCGGCAACAGCAAGACGCAGUCUGCGCAGUAUCCGUUCUGGGUCGCCUCCAGUCUCGCCCUCCUCUCUGCGGCCGUUGCCUUCUUCUGCCUGCCCAAUGUCGGCCAGGAUACUAUUUCCGAGGAGGAUAGAAAGUUCCGACAGUACCUGGAGAGCAAGGGCUGGGACGUCUCUCAGCUCGGCCUGGGUAAAACUGACUCGGAAGCGGGUGUCAGCCAGGCGGAGAAUGUUGUUGAGAACAGCGGCACUGAUGAGAAGAGGUAG